AUGACCACCCUCAACGGAGCCCUUGUGGACUCAAAAUUCCUUGACGAAGGAAACAACAUUGACAUUUUGACUCUUCAAAUGGGUAACCACCCGAAGCUUGUUCGGGUUUUUGUACGCGAGGAUCGACAUGUUAGUCCAAACCGGCUCCGUCUCCGGGCCAUGCCCCACCCCAAUUGGCAGACCUGGUCCGUGCAACGCGGAGGUCAAUUUUGGCAUGCAACAUUUGUCACACCUGCACCCUUUCUACACCCCACUGCUUCUCUGGCCGACAUUUACUUGGAAGCUUUGGACGUGUUGCACUACCCAGUCUCAGACGCCACGCGACUGCAGAUUAACAACUUGGGCGACAACCAAAUCCUCGAUCUGCCUUUUGAGGGUGACGCGGUUUUCCACGACGACUACAGCUGGUUCUCAACGGUCUACAAGCCGAAUGCUAAAAGAACCUACGUAUACGACCCUGACGAGGACAACGACGACUUAGACAAAUCAGACCGGGGAAGCUCCGGUUUCGAAGGGGAUAAGAAAAACACCAAUCAAGGCGACGAUACCAAGAAUAUUCCGGAGGACGAGGCCGACAAGGACGAAAGCUGUCGAAGCAAGGACGAACAGGGCAGCAAAGGCGACAAGCAUAGCAGCGAACAACGCGACCAUCGCAACAUUCAUUCUUGCGACGAUACCAGCACCACUGUUGCUGAAUCUUCCGACGGAAGCCACAGCUCCGACGACCCCUUCUACCUCGACCGUCGUUACGCGAACAUCAUGCCUCCCUCCGGCCCCAAGGCCCAGCACGCUGUGGCCACUAACAGCUCGACCCCAGCGCCUACUACCGAGCCACAGGCUCCCAAGGGACCUCACCCUGGCCACAUUCAAGUCGCAUGCCAGUACACCAGCGAACAGCGCUUGCGUCGCAUGCUCCGUGAUAACAAAAGCGAUCCGGCUAGAGAAGAUAGCUACCGUCUGCAGGGUGUGCAGCUGAUCGACAAUGUCCGCAACGUACUUCAUGUCCCGGUUAAGACGUUUGAUACCGCAUGUGUCUAUUACCACUGGUUUCGCCUCUCAUUCCGUGACGCCGAGUACAACUACCAAGAUGCCGCCAUGGCCUCGCUGUUCCUCGCCUGCAAGGUGGAGGACACCAUCAAAAAGUCGAAGGAGAUUUUGUGUGCCGCAUAUAACAUCAAGAAUCCCGAUCACCCGACGACACAGGAUGACAAGAUGUUUGAGCAGCCGUCCAAGAUUAUUAUUGGCCUUGAGCGCCUGAUUCUCGAGACUGUUGGCUUUGACUUUCGCUGCCGUUAUCCUCAAUCUGCUUUGCUGAAGGCCACCAAGAGGAUCAUGGGUGACGAUGCCAAGGACCUGUUUGCUACGGCCAUGGACAUGAGCAUCGAUUUGUACAAGACCUUUGCUCCCAUCAAGCAGCCGACUUUUGCAAUGGCCCUCGGUCUGCUCGAACUGUCCUCCCGUCUCACCGGUACUGGCGUUGAAAAGAUUGAGAAGGUCAAUCUGCUUGACUAUCAUACAACUCGCCAGAGCGUCGUUGAGACGAUGCUUGACCUCCUGGACCUUUACACCCAGCACCUCAAGUCUACUAAGCUUGGCAACCGGUUCGAUCUAAACAAGUUCAUCGAGGUUAAGAUCAUCAUUAACAAUGAGGUCGACAAUGACCCUAAGCUUAUGCGUCACGCUCACUGGUGCAACAACUGUGAUGGUGGUGAGGAUGAGAACCUAUCCAACGGCACGUCGGUUCUCAAGAACAUCAGCUUCUUUGGUAGCAACUCCGCCAAACGCAAUGGCCGCAGCCAAGAAGGAACGAUGCGCUUUGUGUUUGAUCCUGAGCAAGCUCGAUGCGAGCGACGUGAGGUUGAGUCGUACUACAAGGAUGAGUACGAGGAGUACGAGGUUGAGGUGGAGGUGCCUCUUGAGCCGGAGCGACAGAAUCACCACCACCACAACAAUAACAACAAUAACCACCGUGAUAACAAGCGACAUGACGGUGGUGGCUGGGGCGGCGGUCGUCGCAACCACCACCAUGAUCGUCGCAAGGGUGGUGGCCAUCGCGGCUACUACUAA
Colletotrichum truncatum is the source of this 2067-nucleotide messenger RNA. Its product is annotated as c-type cyclin. Gene Ontology annotation, biological process: regulation of transcription by RNA polymerase II; positive regulation of DNA-templated transcription, elongation. The record is from RefSeq and is a predicted model, not a curated record. Gene Ontology annotation, cellular component: cyclin/CDK positive transcription elongation factor complex; nucleus. Gene Ontology annotation, molecular function: cyclin-dependent protein serine/threonine kinase activator activity. NCBI's taxonomy places the organism in Eukaryota, Fungi, Ascomycota, Sordariomycetes, Glomerellales, Glomerellaceae.